This is a messenger RNA of Drosophila bipectinata, 3218 nucleotides long. Lineage: Eukaryota; Metazoa; Arthropoda; Insecta; Diptera; Drosophilidae. The record is from RefSeq and is a predicted model, not a curated record.
CUUGCGUUUACGGUCACACUGGCGUCCCCUCGAUUUAUUUUGUGAAAUUAUCAAUAUUUUGUGAAAAAAAUGGGAUCCUCGUCGACUGGAAAAAAACACAAAAAGGACAAGAAGAGCAGGCACCGGUCGCGCUCGCAGGAAGAGGAAGAUGCAACCCUCGACCUCACCGACGACUCGGGGUCGACGCGUCACAGACACCACAAGCAUAAGAAGCACAAGGACAAAGAUAAGGAGCUCCGGGACUCCUACGAACACAGGGAGCACCGCGAGCAUCGCCACAAGCACCACAAGCACAAGGAGCGCGAGCGUCCAAGCGAAGUCAUCUCUUUGGAGGAAUCGGACUCGGACAGUAACUCUAACCUGUGAUUCUUCUUUGCAGGUUCGGAUUGUGUGGAGGUCCCGGUGCAGGGUGAACAGACCAGGCUGAAGGAGUCGUCCAACCGCGACAGGGAACGUGAAUCUGCUCGAGAACGGGAGCAACUGAAGGAACGGGAGCUCAGAGAGCGGGAGAAGGAGCGCGACAGGGAGCGGGAGCGGGAGCGUGAGGACCGUGAACGCGAGAAGGAGCGCCUCAGGGAGCGCGAAAGGCAACUAGAUCGCGAAAGAGAACGUGAACGGGAUCGCGAUCGCGAUAGGGAGAGGGAACGGGAACGAGAACGAGACCGGGACCGAGAGAAGGAGCGCCUCAAGGAGCGGGAAAAGGAACGUGAACGAGAGCGUGAUCGAGGAGAACCUACUGCUCCACCUCCGCCCCAAAUCUCCAGGCAUGCUGACUACGAGUCCCGGCGAGAGCGAGAGAUCGAGCGGGACCGAGAGGCCCGUAAGCGGUCUGGAAGGGAAAGGGAGCGGGAGCGGAACCGCGAACGUUCGCGUUCAAAGUCUCCGCCGUCAGCGGCUCGCAAGCCCUCAACCUCUUCUCGUUCCUUCUCGCCCAUACCCGAAAAUGGUGCUGGCGAUGUCCUGUCCAUCGAGGAGACCAACAAACUCCGUGCCAAGCUGGGUUUGAAGCCGCUGGAGGUAGAUAGUGGGCCCAGCAAGGUGACGCCUUCCGCCGGAAGCAGCAACAGUCAGCAGGAGGCCAAGAAGGCUUCUGGCGAAACGGCUGAUCUCUCCUCCUACAAAGACGAGUGGGGCGAGUUCCUGCACAAGCCGGCCGACAACCUGAAGGAGAAAAAGGAGGCAGAGAAGCUGCGCGAAAAGCUGAACCAGCGCAAGGAGAAGCGAUUCCUAGAGGAGCGUUUGGCUCGCAUAAAGACACUUGGGGAAUCCGACGAGGAAACCGACAAUGUGUCCAAGUGGGUGGACAGGAAUAAGAGGGUGGUUGAUGCUCGUGAAGAAGCCAAGCGUAAGGCCAAAGAAUUGGAGGAACUGGAUGAAGCCUUUGGAGUAUCUGAGCUUCUGGAGCAGGAGAAACGGAAGGCUCGUCAACAGGCUUAUGGCGAUAGGAAUUUGAAGGGUCUGCGGGUGGACCACGACAUGGAUGACUUCGGCGAAGGACGAACAGUCAUCCUUACUCUAAAAGAUCAGGAUGUUCUCAACGAGGAGGAGGGCGACACUCUGGUCAAUGUCAACAUGCUCGACGAAGAGCGCUACAAGAAGAACGUGGCCAACAAAAAGCUGAAUCCUCUCAGUUACGGCUACGAUGUGUACGAGGAGCAGUACGACGAGCUGGGCAAUCCUAUCGAGCGUUCGGUUCUGGAAAAGUACGAUGACGAGAUCGAGGGGCAGCCGAAGAAGCGCAAGAACUUUGUGAUUGGCGAGAACGUAGAAGAGGAGAAGGAACACAGACGGAAGCUGUUGGAGAUAAAAACUAAGCUGGCUGGAAAACGUUUGGAAACCUUGGAGGACACCAACUUGCAACUGGCAUCGGAUACUUACAGCACAGAAGAAUUGGCCAAGUUUAAGAAGCCCAAGAAGAAGGUGAAGAAACUGCGCCAGAAACUUAAAGCUGAGGACCUUGAGCCUUUGCCGGAGGCUGGAACUUCAUCCAACUUUGGCAGUCGCCAUGGACGCUAUCGGGAUCAAGAGGAUGCUGAGAUGGAGGACGUGAAGCCAGAGAUCAAACUAGAACUGGAAGAUGACGACUUGGAGCGGGUUCUGUCCAAGGCUCGCAAACUUAAGCAGAAGGAGAACAUUAUUAAGAAGCCGCUGCCCAUUGACAUUGAGGCCAUUCAACGGGAAAUAAAGCCCGAGCCUGUGGAGGAGCCCAGUUCCGGGGUCAUUCUCACCGGUGUGGAUGGCAACAUUGUCCUGAACGCCACGGCCGAGUUUUGUCGCACUCUGGGCGACAUUCCCACCUACGGCAUGGCGGGUAAUCGUAACGAGGACUCCAACGAUAUGAUGGACUUUGAGAAGACCGAGCAAUCGGAGGAGCACAUGGACACGAAUGACGAGCCUACUCAUAGUCAUGGAACUUGGAAUUCCGUAAAUCCCGAUGAAGUCAUGCAGCCCGCCGAUUUGGAUAAUCUGGGUGAGGACCUAGAGGAUCGUGCCAUUCUGGACGAGGAGCCGGAUGUGGGCGCUGGUGUGGCAAAUGCCUUGCGCCUGGCCCUGUCCAAGGGCUACCUGGAGAAGGAGGAGAAGAACCGGCCAAGCAAUACCAAAAUGGCCCAUUUGCAGGCCAAGAACUAUUCCAUCGAGGACAAGGCAGCUGGUGAGGACGACAAGGUUAACCGGCGCGAUCGCUUCCACUCCGGGCCCAUUAUGGAGUUCAAGGACAAGGACGCCUUCAAGCCCAACGUCAAGCUGGACUACAUCGACGACAAUGGUCGCAUCUUAAAUCUGAAGGAGGCGUUCCGCUACUUGUCGCACAAGUUCCAUGGCAAGGGUCCGGGCAAAAACAAGAUUGAGAAGCGUCUCAAGAAAAUGGAACAGGAUGGGUUAAUGAAAACCAUGAGCUCCACCGACACCCCACUGGGCACUCUUACUAUGUUGCAGCAGAAGCAAAAGGAGACCAAAACCGCCUACGUUGUGCUCAGUGGAAGCAACAAAAAUGGGGUCGGAGUCAGUGGCUCUUCGAUAGCGAAAUUUAAGUAGAAAGGCACCAAGGAAUGCGACUUCAUUUACCCAGAUAACCAUAACCAAAUGCAAUAGAUACUUCCAAAAUCCGCGUACUAAUUAAAUACCUAACUAUGUCUUAACUCUCCAGCCAAGCAUACAGCCCAAAUAUGUAAUUCUCUUCAUAUUUAUUCAAAUACACUUAUGGAUUUAUCUCAAAA